Messenger RNA from Kuraishia capsulata CBS 1993, 813 nucleotides. RefSeq lists its product as uncharacterized. The record is from RefSeq and is a predicted model, not a curated record. Bases 1 to 813 code for a protein of 270 amino acids. The transcript has a single exon. Lineage: Eukaryota; Fungi; Ascomycota; Pichiomycetes; Pichiales; Pichiaceae.
AUGAAGUUAGGAUUGUUUCCAUUGGUUGGUUCGGCGAAAAACAAGUUCAGAAUACCCAAGGACAAGAUCAAACUAGAAGACUCCCCUUUGCUUGCAACGUUCGACAAGUGGAUCGGAAUACGAAAAGCACUUUCUCCAAACCUAAAGAUUAAAGAUGCUUAUCCCAGUCUGGAAAACAAUAUCUUUGCCAAGAUACUAAGUUCACCAUCACGAUCUGCUCGAACCGCACAUACGAACUCUCGUAUACCGCGAGACCUGCUGAUACCUUUCAUGGUGAAGGCAUCUCCUACAGAUCCUACCAAGCAAUUAUUGAUACCAUCAUUACUAGAGAAAGACUCCACCAAUGUGAAGUAUGCGUUUGGUUUGAUGGAGAUUCUGGGUAGGUUUCAGCAUAAACAAGCAUGGAAAAGAUUGGUGCCGAGGCUGUCGAGCGAUCACAGGGGAACGCCUGAUGUCAGUUGGUUAUCCUCAACACCUUCGGUAGUGAAAGAGAUCUAUAAGAACAAUGUUUCGAAGGACAUACAGGAUUUGAGGUUCUCCACAGAAAAAUGGUUUUUCAAGAGAUUUCCCGAAAAACGAAAGUGUGUGGUUGCGUUGAACUUCUCUUCGGAGGAUUCCAAGCCUUACAGACUGAAAAGUAUCAAGGAUCGCCGUGUUUUUGUUCUGAACGUUGCUUUAUAUCUGGAAACCGACUUGCUGGAGCAAUUGAGCUCCGCUGUAAACUCUCCAAACGAAGUUUAUCUUGAUUUGGUGAACGAGGGUUGUUUCGAGCUGGUAAAGCAUCUCUACUUACUUGCAGUGUAUGAUCGUUAG